Theobroma cacao (cacao) is the source of this 934-nucleotide messenger RNA. RefSeq lists its product as uncharacterized. The record is from RefSeq and is a predicted model, not a curated record. Lineage: Eukaryota; Viridiplantae; Streptophyta; Magnoliopsida; Malvales; Malvaceae.
UCCCCACCGUCCAUCAAUCGACAAUCACCAAAACAUUUAUUGUGCAAGCCAGGUCAUGGAAGCCAUAAUCGCCUAAUUUUGGGUACCAUCACUUAUAUAUACACCCCUAUCAUACAACAUCCUUCCAUCGCAUCCCAAUCCACCCUAAUUAGCAUCACAUUGCCAUAUUUCCUUCUGCUCUCUUUUUUAAGCAUACUCAACCAACCACCACUCCAAAAUGGCUGAGGAGAAGCAACACCACCACCUCUUCCACCACCACAAGGAGGAUGAAAAGCCUGUUGACACCUCUGUCUACUCUGAAACUGCUUACUCUGGUGAUAUCUCGGCUGGUUAUGGAGCUGGCCUGGCUGAAACGGGAGUGGAUUACAAGAAGGAAAUGGAAGUGGAUUACAAGAAGGAAGAAAAGCACCACAAGCACCUCGAGCACGCUGGGGAGCUAGGGGCUGCCGCAGCUGGUGCUUUUGCACUGCAUGAGAAGCACAAGGCAAAGAAAGAUCCGGAGCAUGCCCAUAGGCACAAGAUAGAAGAGGAAAUGGCAGCAGCCGCAGCAGUGGGAGCCGGGGGGUUUGCAUUCCACGAGCAUCAUGAGAAGAAAGAAACAAAGAAAGAAGAGGAGGAGGCUCAUGGAAAGAGGCACCAUCACCUCUUCUGAUUUACUGAUACUUUCCUUCUUCUUUACGUCAUUCCGUGUGUUGUGUUUGUCACCAGUGAGCAACUACACUUAAUAAACACUGUUGGAGUGGGCUUCGUCUAUGUAUUGUAAUCGCUUUCUGCAGUCAUUGUGUGUCCCUAUUAGAUCAUGGUGUCGGCCUUUCUCAGUCUCUAUCUGUUUAUAAUAAUAUUUUCGGCCGUGUUUUUGCGAUUUUUUUCACUACUACGGAAUCUUCUGUAAGGUAUAUUAUCUAAUUAAGUUUCUUCUUUUUUACUUAAUUUA